Molecule: messenger RNA, 1812 nt
Organism: Doryrhamphus excisus (bluestripe pipefish)
Lineage: Eukaryota; Metazoa; Chordata; Actinopteri; Syngnathiformes; Syngnathidae
Gene: slc75a1
Product: solute carrier family 75 member 1
Biological process (GO): transmembrane transport
Cellular component (GO): brush border membrane
Molecular function (GO): transmembrane transporter activity
Source: RefSeq, a predicted model, not a curated record
UUCGCCGAUGUGUUGUUACGACACCAGUGUGACAUCCGAAUGUAAACCGACACCGCUUCCUGGUACCGACUUCACUAAUAAUAAUGGCGCGGUGAGAGAAGAACCAUCGAAGGAUAAGGAGGAAGAAUAGUUUAGUCGACAUUUCUGUGUAAAUAAUCCUUUUCAUUAAGCAAGAGGAAUGUCAGACACGAGCAAGUCAGAGGUCGUCGCCCCAUCGUCAUCGAAGGUCAUCGGCGUGGUCUUUGUCCUGCUGCUGCUAGACCUUCUGGGGUUCACGCUCAUCCUGCCCCUCCUGCCCUCCAUCAUGGACCACUACGCCCAAACUGGGGAUGCGGCCUAUCAGUCCUUGCAGAGCGCGGUCAACUUCUUCAGGGAGGCGCUGGGAAUCCCCAUGGAAAAGAAGUAUAACAGCGUCCUGUUUGGAGGUCUGAUCGGCUCACUGUUCUCCCUGCUCCAGUUCCUGUCGUCUCCAAUCACCGGAGCGCUGUCGGAUGGUUUCGGCAGGAGACCCUUGCUCCUGGUGACCACGAUGGGCAUGAUGACCUCCUAUGUGGUCUGGGCUCUGUCCCGGAGCUUCGCCACGUUCCUUUUGUUUCGUGUCAUCGGGGGCGUUUGUAAAAGCAACGUCAGCCUUUGCACCGCCAUCAUAGCCGACAUGCCGUGCCCCAAAGCUCGGAACCGUGGGAUGGCCAUGAUUGGCGUGGCCUUCUCGCUGGGUUUCACGGUGGGACCCGUCAUGGGGGCCUACUUCGCCGUGGCCGACAGAACCACAGGACACGUCUUCUUCCAAACUCCGGCACUGCUCGCCCUGGCCUUCAGUACUGCUGAUUUCAUUUUCAUCUGGCUGGCGCUGCCCGAAACGCUCACACAGGAUGGCAAGGGUUUUUCUUCUGGUUUCUGGGACUUCCGCGACCUCCUGAACCCGCUGGCCCUGUUCAGUUUUUCAGCGGUGACCAGAAGCAAAGAUCCACCUUCAGGAGAUCGGAUGCAGAGACUCAAAGCGCUGGGUCGGGUUUACUUCUGCUACCUCUUCCUGUUUUCCGGCCUGGAGUUCACAUUGAGCUUCCUCACGCACCAACGCUUCCACUUCAGCAGCAUGCAGCAGGGGAAGAUGUUCUUCUUCAUUGGCGUGGUCAUGGCGUCCGUCCAGGGAGGAUACGCCCGCAGAAUUCAACCUGGGCGCCAUAUCAAAGCUGUCCGCGUGGCAAUCGCCACAUUGAUCCCAGCGUUCGUUCUCAUUGGACUCUCAUGGAACGUCACCGUGCUUUAUGCGGGCUUGGCGCUCUAUUCUUUUGCAGCCGCAGUCGUCGUCCCGUGUCUCUCCACGCUCGUCUCUGACCACGGUUCGCCCGGUCAGAAAGGCACCGUGAUGGGGAUCUUACGCAGCCUAGGCGCUCUGGCGAGAGCUCUCGGGCCAGUGGUGUCGUCCUCCGUUUACUGGCUGGCCGGAGCACAGAUCUGUUUCCUUCUCACGGCAGCCUCCUUCAUCAUACCUCUUUUUCUACUGAGCACUGCCAGAAGACUGAAGGCGGAAUGAAUGCGAUGCUGUAGUCUUUUAUUUCUGUGUUCAUGUUUACAUUUGCUGGUUGAUCAAGAGCUCGAAAGUCACUACAAGGGGCACAAGAGGGGCCGACAUUAACAUUAAUAUGGUAUGGGUGUGGGAAGUGAUUCCUCACUUUCACUUUAAAGAACAAGCAUUCCGAUUUUAGGUGCCUUUGAAGAAUGUAUUAUUCUAUUUUCUUAUGAUUAAACUUGGAUAAACACAUGAGAAAAUAUCUGCCAGGGAGAGAGGCUGUUUAUUCUGCUUAAUUA